AUGAGUGGUAGAGCACAAUUACAUUUAAAGAACAGUAGUACCAACGAAGAAGAAUUAUUUGUCUCGAAAAUUUGCAAUGAAAUUCGAUGGUUUGUUACAGGUCCUACUUUAUGCGAAACAAUGAAUUUAGGACAUGCCAGAUACUACGUAUCGAUUGAUAUUAUACGUCGAAUAUUAAUGUAUCAUUUUGCCUAUGAGGUUGUUUUAUGUAUGAACAUGGUGGACAUGAACGAUAAAAUUAUUGAAUAUGUACGUAAUGUAAGUCUUGUUACCUGUCAUGGUGAAAUUGGUUCAAUUGAAACACCACAAAUGAUUACAUAUUGUCGAAAUGGAAUUAAACAAUUAGAAGAUGUUCGUUCACGUGAACCAGAUCCAGAUAAACGAUCAUUCUAUAAAAAACAAAUUCGAGCAGCAAAAAAACUUUUAAAAGAAGCAGAUCGUUAUAUUUUAUCGGAUAAUGAAACUGAACCAAAUAAAUCAAGUAUUAAUGAUUCUGAUCGAUUAUCAUUUUUUUCUAAACUUAUCUUUAUCUGUACAUCAAAUCUUCUUGAUAAUACGUUUUUUCAUGAACAAAUUCGUAAUUUUGAUGAACAAUUUGAAUUAUACAUGAAAUUAUUAAAUGUUUUACCACCAAGUAUGGCAACACGGACCAGCGAUUAUAUAUCUGAAAUGAUCAAGCUUAUCGAAAAAAUUAUUGAUAAUGGUUGCGCAUACGAAUGUAAUUCAACGAUUUAUCUUGAUACAUCAAAAUUUCGUAUACGACGUGGAUUUUCAAAUUUAGAAUCUCGUCAAAACGAUAUUAUUGAUGAAUUAACUAAACGAGCAAAUGAAUACACAUCACCAACAAAUACAAUGAUAAACACGAAAAACUCGUCUGAUUUUAUCUUAUGGAAUAAUAGCCAGUUUAUUGAACCUGCUUGGAAGUCAAGUUGGGGAUUUGGAAGUCCUGCAUGGCUUGUUCAAUCUGCUGCUAUGGCGUAUUCUGUUUUAAGCUGUCCUUUUGACAUUUAUACAGCUCCGCUCAUUCCUAAAUCUUCUGAUGAUAUAAAUGAAAUUACAUUAUUUCAAGCUGUUAAUAAUAAUGAUUCUUGUAUUGGUUAUUAUUUAUAUGUUGCUAACAUAACAUUAAGUGAAGAUAAAACAUCAUCAUCUAAAAACAUUAUGAAUUUAAGUGAAGUACUGUUAGAAUAUAAUAAUGAUGAUAUUCGAUUUUUAUUCUUAUUAAAUAAUUAUGAUGAAACAAUACAUUUCAAUGCUGAAAUUAUGAAUAAAAUAGUGAAAUUUAAAACAUCAUUUAUAUACGAGCUUAAACAAAUGCAACAACAUUUAACUUCAGAAGGCAAAUUAAUCCAAAUUGAUUAUUGUCAAAAAUUGAAUGAAAAUGAUCUGGUUAUUUUACACAAAUUUCGAUUGAUCAAACAUAACAUCUUCAAAUCAAUGUGUGAUUCUAUCAACACAAAGGAUGUUAUGCACCAUCUUGAAGAGCUUAUUCAGUCAACAAGUGUUUAUAUUAAUUCAGAAGGAAAAACAUUUAAUAAUCAUUUAUUAAAAACUAUAUUUAAUUACAUUAUAAAAUUGUUAAAGAUUUUUGGAAUUUUAUUUGCUGAAUCAUUAGAACUUAAAGAUUGA
Rotaria sp. Silwood2 is the source of this 1629-nucleotide messenger RNA. The record is from the annotation of a GenBank genome assembly. Lineage: Eukaryota; Metazoa; Rotifera; Eurotatoria; Philodinida; Philodinidae.